UAGUCCGGUAAAUUGCUUCCCCGAGUUGGCUACUGUGUUAUGUGACUGCCACCGGACGGUCAUCAGUAGGAGGUGCAUGAAAACGUGCCCGGCGACACUCUCUCUCUCUCACACACACACAAACACACACACACACACACAAAUGCUUAACCAUGCAGGCAGCUGAACCCGGACCAUCAGCAUCAGGACUGGAAGCCGCAGCAGAGAUGUAAACAUGGAUUAGAAAAUAAUGUGCCUCGGCUGUCAUCGUCAACAUGUUCCCGGGAGUUUUCUAUGCACUGCUGGCGGGUUUCCUCGGGGCUGUGGCGUCGUCGUCGGCCAAGCUUUCCCUCGGAGCCGACUAUUUGAAGGGAGUCUGUGAAACCGGACUCCGGACGUGGGGAGAGCAGCGGAAAUUUCGACAACCGGACGAAACUACCGCCUGCGACCGGCUCCAUAUCCCUCUGAGGCUGCUGUGUGGCGGACUGCUUUUCACCUGCAAUGCUGUGAUGUGGACCUUUCUUGCCAAAGCACUCAGGUAUUCCUCUUCCUCCACCCGAACCACUGUGACCACCACCGCCUCCAACUUUAUAUCUUCCGCUUUCUUGGGGCAGCUUAUCUUUGGUGAAGCCCAGAUAACGUUGUGGUGGGUUGGGAUCUCCUUGACCUUCUCUGGUCUGUUGGUACUGCAGAGAAUUUCACCGCAGGAUGGACAUCAAAACACAGUCGCAAAGGAUGAAUAAUGUGAUUUUGUCUCCACUAGCCCAGUACAGCCUGGAUCACUACUGCUAGCUGCAGUAAGUGAGGAGGUUUGGCCGGCAUCUCCUUUGAUUUUAACACCCAAAGAAUUGCAAUAAAACUGAUUGUUAUUGCACUGUUCUGGCAGAAAAGGGAAAUUUCUUGUUAUGAAAUUGGUCUUCAGUUGAACUUUUUCUAAACAAAAUGUUUCCUUUUUGACUAAAUUCCUCUUUUAUUGUGUCCUUCCUGAAAAGACAACGUAUCUUAUUAAAUCAGGGACUAUUCGUCUUUCAGGUUUCAGACUUUGGCCAGGCUGGAAAACACUCAGUACGUUUACAUGAUGUUAAAAAUAAGUCAAUUUAUUAUAUCAGUACAACUAAAACUGGAUAUUUAAGAGGCAUGUAAACACAUCAGUCCAACUGACAACGUAUGAAGUCAAACUACUCACCCACUCAGAUAAUGUAGUUGGGAACGGAUUAACUCUUGCAGGUACACACCUCAACUGACCCCAAACUAGCCACUACAUUCUGUGAUUUGUUCACAGCUUCCAAGCCAGACUUUGACCUCCUGAGACCCAAACUUUUAUUUGGAGCGUAGUUUUAUUCUCUUUCACUUAUUUUGGAUAACUGGGGCCUGAUAAGUUUAAAAGCUCAGCCUUGUCUGUGAACAGGAAGUAUUUUUCACCAAAAAAUGAUGUCUGCAUAUGAUGGACCACAAAAACUUGCAAAUGCCAAGUAUGUACUAAAUUUCCCCUUAAAGAUCUGAAGGUUAUGGAAAAUUAUAAAUAAAAUGUUUAGAGAUUUGCAAGACAUAAGAAACAAAUCCUCUAAAAUUUCAAAAACAUUACCAUAAAUGUCUGUGAAAACUCUUAAACAUUUGUUUGAAUUCCAUAAAAAUACCAUAAAAAGUCCUCAAAUAUUCUCCAAACUUUAAAGUGAAACUUAAAUAAGUGAAAAGAUCUAGAUACAUUUUUCAUCAAAAAAUUCUUGAGAAAUCUUGAACAUUUUAAAUUAAAAUUUCUAAUCAAACUCCCCCCAAAAUUACAAAUAAAUUCCCCAAACAUUUCAGGGAAAAUUAUGGAAACUCUCUAAAGAAAUUCCUCCAAACAGCCAAACACAUUCCCCCAAAUUUCCAUAAUAAUUCAGGAAAAUGUCAAAGGAAAUUCACAUCUCUAAUUUUCAAUCAAAUUCCCUUAACAUAUAAGAAGAGAUUUCUAAAAUUUCCAAAUCCCCUUAUAAAAACCUCAAAUGAAACUUUUGAAAAUAUAAAAAAAUUGCCCUAAAAAUCUUUUGAAAAUUCCUAAAAAAUUUCAAAGCAAAUUUCACUAACACUAAAAGCAAAUGACUUGCCUUUCCCUAAACAACUAUCUCAAAAAUUCAGCAGAAUUCACUGCUAUAUUGUAGGAAAGCCAAAAUGCUAUGUCCUAUGCACAUAUAAGGUCUUAGGAGGUUAACAUAGAAAUUCAACCAUAAUAAAUAUGCAAAAGAGUCAGGAAGAAAAUAGGAUGAACAUAUCCAGUCUCUGGUAGUGGCUGAAUACUUAGACAAGGACUGCAGUCCAAACAAAUGGCCUAAAUAAGCAAUAACCAUAGCUUAACUUAAAUGUACAUGUAAACGUACUGACUGCUGGCUCAGCUGUGGCACUACCUUGUUAAAACCUCUUGAAAGGAGAUGCCGGCCUUCACUUCAGAUCGACAAUGCAGCUGCUUUAUCCUGGUUAGUGGAGACUAGAAGAGUUGGAUGCCCUGAAGCUCUUAAAGAUAGUUAUCUUUAACCCACGAGCUUACAACGAAGCAAAAACAACACUAGCUUUACUUUUCUUUUGGGGAGUCAUUCAUUUUAAAUCACAACUCUUGUGCUGAUAGAAAAUUGGGAUGGGUAGGAAAAUAGGUUGAGGAAUAAUGACAUAUUUUGAGUGCUAAAUCUAUUUGCUUAUCAGCUGAGAGGUGGACAUGAAGAUUGAUACCAUUCUCAUGUUUGUGCAGUAGUGUAAACACGAGGCUGAUAGGUUAGCAUGACUAGAUGAGGAGGGAAAUGUUUAGCAUUCCCAAAAUUAGGAGUCAACAAAAACUCCACACUUUUUUUUGACAAAUUACAAAUCAAAAGGCAGAACAUUUUACAUUAAGAUUAGUAGCCUUAUAUGGUUUCCAGUACUUUUUCUAAGCUAAUUACUCUCUUUGUUUGCUAUCUUAUAUCCAUGACUGGUUAGUUUAGCCUAGCCAAAUUAGUGGUGGAAAGAAACAGCCCGCCUCCCUCCAUCCAAAGAAAACAAAAUCUGCCUACAAACAUUUUUGAAUCCAAAUAAACAAAUGAGUUAAAUUUCGUUGCCCACAGCAAAUUAAAAUGUGUCCUGUUUGCACUCUACUAGAUUCAAAGUGUUGCACCAGCUGAAAUAGUUCCAACAUAAGAUUAUGUCACAACUUAAAUCUUUCACAAAGCUGCUAGUAGGGGGGAUAGGAGGAAAACUUGGAGGAUGGGGACGAGCAGAGGGUGUUAAUGGCUAUGUGGUGUCAGCAGUGUGACAAAUAUUUCUCAGAAGUGUACUUUAAUUUUUGUGCUGCUUUUUUUUUCUCAUGGGAAGAGAUAAUUUAUUCAACACAAAUCAGAGUAAUGUUAAAUCAUCUUACAUUUCACUGACAAUAUCAACACUUAUUUAACACCAGCUGUAAACAAAGGAUGUAGGCUUUAGUUUUAUCAUACUGUCAUAUUUAAUCAGCAGACAUGAGAGUGGUAUCACUGUCCUUGUCUAAAUCCCAGCUAAUUAACAAAAAUGCAUUGCUCACAUAUGUUGACCUUUUUCUUUAAUGGGAGAGAGCGAUAAUAUCAUCUUUAAUAAGAGGACCGGUUUGCAUAAUUAUGGGCUGAUACAGAUUGAUUCCCAGUCAGUCUUUAGGGAUUUGUUCAUGAGCGAUGGACAAAUAGCAUCACUGGCUACAUGCAUGAUGCCACCACCAAUCAGCUUAUGCAUUAUGUAUUACAGCCAUCAGAUCACCAAAGGUUUCUUAACUCACAUCUCCUUAAGUUACUAAGACACUCACUGUAAUAACCCUACACUGCAGCUACACUGACUUUGCAUUUAACGCAUGCUCGAGGUAAUGUAAUAAAAGGAGCACUUAGCUAAUGAGGUGCAGUUGUAUUUCACGAGUAAUAAUAAACUUAAUGUAACACUGAAAGGCUCAUCCCUGGUCAGAACUCACUGUCUGCCUAGGUCUUUCUUUUCUUUUUUAUUUGCCUUUCUUGACAGCUUGAGCCUUAACCUCAAUAUACAAGCAUGACAGAUGUUUCCAGCGGCAGCUUGUCUUCCAUUUCAUCAUAUAUACAGUAUGUGCAUGUUCCUGCCAAGGCCUGACUCAGAUAUCUCACACCAAAGCUUCCAACAUUGUCAGUCCACAUCCAAGUGACGUCCUUGCAGAGCUGCAUCAUAUUAUUAGACUCUCUUGGCUCAAGUGGCCAAACUGUCUCUAUGGUGUAAGAGACGUCACUUUGCCUCUUCAUUGCCUGUUUGGCUUUCACCGACCUGCAUUUGCAUCUCAUAUUAUUCUGUUGCAUGUCACGUAUACCAUCGAUCAUCUCUUGGUUUAAUAAACACCUACAUCCAUUAAACAUUUCCUUCCUAAUCCCCUGGUGUAUUCGGUGACAGUGCAAUAACAUCAUACUUCCUCUAAAUUUCAUAACACUGUGAUGUGUGUAACAAUGAGGGAGCUUUGAGCUACAUAAUUGUGAUGGCAGUAUAAGCGACUAGAGGGAUGUUUCUGUAAGCAUUAAGCAGCUAUAUAAGUGUAUGACAUGAAAGGCUGAACAAUACAAGAUCACACUUUGCUGUUUUUGGAUACAUAUCAUAAUAUUAAUGCAUAAUGGUAGCUAUAAUGCCUGUCUUUAAUGUCCAACAGCAGCAAUGCACAAAAAUGUUAGACGUCCUUCUAACGGCUGCUGUGCAGUUUUGUAUCAUGUGAUUUACAUGUAUCCCUAUAAAUGUGAUUGCAGUGACAAUGUAAUUAUAAAGUUCUAAUGUGAAA
Messenger RNA from Cheilinus undulatus (humphead wrasse), 4732 nucleotides. RefSeq names its product transmembrane protein 42. The record is from RefSeq and is a predicted model, not a curated record. Lineage: Eukaryota; Metazoa; Chordata; Actinopteri; Labriformes; Labridae. Bases 255 to 722 code for a protein of 155 amino acids. The transcript is spliced from 3 exons.